GUAGACCAGGGCAUAAUGCCACCUCUAAAGAGCCCAGCUGCAUUCCAUGAGCAGAUACGCAGCCUGGAGAGAGCCCGGACUGAGAACUUCCUGAAGCACAAGAUCCACAGCCGACCAGAGAGAUCUGAGCUGGUCAGAAUGCACAUCCUCAAGGAGACUGGGGCAGAGCCCUCCCUGCAGGCCACCCAGAUGAAGCUGAAGAGGGCCAGGCUGGCUGACGACCUGAAUGAGAAGCUGGCUCAGCGCCCCGGUCCCAUGGAACUGGUAGAAAAGAACAUUCUGCCUGUAGAACCCAGCGUCAAGGAGGCCAUCAUUGUAAACUACCCCAAAGCACUGGACGCCUACGGGUUUGAGGAGGACAGCGGGGAUGUCCUGUCUCCAGAGCAGCCGGCCAGCCACGAGUCCCAGGCCGCCGCACCCUCCCCUGGGGAACCCCGCGCCCUGGAGACCCCCUGUCCACCACCGCUGCCCACCAUAACCACCAACCAUACCAUCCUACAGCCCUUCCCUGUUGUCAGCCAGGCAACAGCAGACUUCCUCAAAGCUCUCUCCACCAAUGAGCCACCAGUUAGUCGCCCAGCUCCCGCACCUCAGCCAAUAACCACUGUUGCUUCUCAAAAGCCAGGGCCCACCCUAGUGAAACAGAGCCAGCCCAGGCAGCCGGGGGAGAGGAAUCGCAGUAAGAAGGGCAAGGAGCCCAAGCCCCGGAUCAAGAAGUUAAAGUACCACCAGUACGUCCCCCAGGACCAGAAACAGGAGGCCAGCGAAGCCCCCAUGGACUCAUCCUACGCCAAGAUCCUCCACCAGCAGCAGCUUUUCCUCCAGCUGCAGAUCCUCCACCAGCAGCAGCAGCACUAUAACUACCACACCAUCCUCCCAGCACCCUUAAAGCCUGUAGCUGAGGGUCAGAGCAGCGCUGUGAACGGUCUGCCAACCUCUAUAGUGGUGUCCCUGCCGCCUGCCGUCACUGUCCCGCCUCCCACCCCUGUCCGCCCCAACAGCAUAUCCAACCGCAAGCCUGGCCACCUGUCCCCCAACCUGGAGGACAUGAAGGUGGCCGAGUUGAAACUGGAGCUGAAGUUGCGAAGUCUCCCUGUGUCAGGGACCAAGACUGAUCUCAUUGAGAGGCUGAAGCCUUACCAGGAGAGCCCCAGCACCCCAGCUCUGACCCCCGGCCCGAACACCCUCCCAUCCUCAGUCCCCAUGGAGGUCAGCUCAUCCCCCGCACUUCUCCUAGCUGCCCAUCAGUUGGCACCAGAGAGCAUGAGCUCCACACCCCCAGUAUCCCCAAUCCCCACAGACCUCUCCACCGUUAGAGACAACAGAGGGGUGUCCGAGCUAUUUUGCGACCCCCAGAGGGUUAGUCCCGGUCGUGCAGGCGUGGGGAUGUCCCCCCUGAGGCCGGGUGUCCCGGAGGAGAAGGAUUCGCGGCUCCAUGAGAAGGAGCGUCAGAUCGAGGAGCUGAUGAGGAAGCUGGAGCAGGAGCAGAGGCUGGUGGAGGAGCUGAAGAUGCAGCUGGAGGUGGAGAAGACCCAGCCUCUACAGGGACCCUCCACAGACUCUGUCCCCGUGAUCCAGACCUCCAACAAGGUCAAACUGGAAGACAGGGUCCUCCCUAACUGCUCAGCAAUGGGUACUGCAAACAUGGCUCCCCAGACUCACCCUCACUCUCUUCCCACUGUGGUGAAGCUGGAGGAUGUGCUCUGCAACUCCCAGCCCCCGCACCAGCCCUACCUCACCCCCACCCUGCCCCAGUUCUUCAUCAGCCACCAGGUUGUAGGCCAGCCUGGCACCCAGACCCUGCUUGCAGCCCAGGAUGGCACUACCCAGAUCCUCCUGCCUGUCCUCCAGGCUACGAUAUCAAAUCAAGCCCCAGGCCUGAUCCAGGCCUCAGUGCCCCAGGUACACACCACCAAGAUGGAGACUCGGCAGGCCUCAACUCAACAGCAGAUACUUAAUCAUAACCACAUGCUGCAGACUUUCACAGCGUGCAACGGCCCUGGCUCUGGGAUGGUGGAGAACCAGACAGGGCCUGACAUGCAUCCCCAGUGUUUCCUGAGAAGCUCCCCAGAUAACAGGCUCUCUCCCCGGGGGGCUUCACCCAACCACACCCUCUCCAAUGGGCCUGUCAACAAGUCCCCCUCUCCAUCUCCAUCCCAGCCCACCUUCAUCCUCCAACCCUCCUCCCUCGUGACCCAGCCCCCCAUGGCCAGGCAGCCCCCUCGCUACGAGGAUGCAGUCAAACAGACACGCAACCUGAAGCAGGCCAACAACCUCACACAGGUUUCCACGGCAACCAGCCAGGAGAUGGACGACCUAUUUGACAUCCUGAUUCAGAGUGGAGAGAUCACUCCUUUCAUCCAGCAGCCGGACCUUCUGUCUCUCGGCACCAAGACUGUUCCUAUCACAGCCAACAUCACUACCCUCCCUGUCAACACCGCCCUGUCCAGGCCCCCUCCACAGAUCCAGGUAGCUCCCCCCCCCAUCUCGCCCGUCGACCCACUCCAUCUCCCAAGCCUGGCCUCCAUGACCUCAGACAAGCAGUUGGAGGCCUUCCUGGAGGGAACCCUGAACGAUCCGUCCCCAACCACGGACCUCCGCACCCUGGGUCUGAUCGAGGAGCUGCAGUCCCAGCUUCUGGAUCAACCCUACUCCCCCAUGGACACCUCGGAGCUGUCCUUCUGCGACUCCACGUCUCCCCCCUCCUCCCUCAAUAUGGGCAUGUCUGACACAGCCCUGGACAACAUGGAGUGGCUGGACCUAACCAUGCCGCCCGGCCCCGCGGGGGGGCUUACACCACUGGGGAUUCCUUCAGACUUCCUGGAUACACACGACCUGCAGCUGCACUGGGACUGA
Messenger RNA from Salvelinus namaycush (lake trout), 2856 nucleotides. Its product is annotated as myocardin-related transcription factor B-like. The record is from RefSeq and is a predicted model, not a curated record. Bases 16 to 2856 code for a protein of 946 amino acids. The transcript has 11 exons. Gene Ontology annotation, biological process: smooth muscle cell differentiation. Lineage: Eukaryota; Metazoa; Chordata; Actinopteri; Salmoniformes; Salmonidae.